AUGGAGGACUCCCCGCCCCUGGCAGCGGAGCUGGAGCACUUCAACACCUCCCUGAACGAGUCCUGGGCCAACCCGUUCGUGCAGCCGCCGUGGCAGGUGGCCCUGUGGGCCGUGGCCUACGCGCUGAUCGUGGUGGUGGCCGUGGUGGGCAAUGCCGUGGUCAUGUGGAUCAUCCUGGCGCACAAGCGGAUGCGCACGGUCACAAAUUACCUGCUGGUGAACCUGGCCUUCGCCGAGGCCUCCAUGGCCGCGCUCAACACCGUGGUGAACUUCAGCUACGCCGUGCACAACGAGUGGUACUUCGGGCCGGCCUACUGCCGCUUCCACAACUUCUUCCCCAUCGCCGCCGUCUUCGCCAGCAUCUACUCCAUGACGGCCAUCGCGCUGGACAGGUACAUGGCCAUCAUCCACCCGCUCCGGCCGCGCCUCUCUGCAGCGGCCACCAAGGUCCUGGUGGGGCUGAUCUGGCUCCUGGCGCUCCUGCUGGCUUUUCCACAGGGAUAUUUCUCCGUCACCGCCGAGCUCCCGGGACGCUUCGUCUGCCUCGUGGAGUGGCCAGAGCCCGGCGGAGACGCGUCCGGAAAAGCGUACCAUUUCUCCAUGACCGUCCUGCUGUACCUGCUGCCGCUGCUGGUGAUCGGCUGCGCCUACGCCGCCGUCGGCCGCACGCUCUGGGCCAGCGCCAUCCCCGGAGACUCCUCCGACCGCUACCACGAGCAGGUGUCGGCCAAGAGGAAGGUGGUGAAGAUGAUGAUCAUCGUGGUGUGCACCUUCGCGCUCUGCUGGCUGCCCUACCACGUGUACUUCACGCUGCAGUACCUGCGGCCCGAGUGGUACUGGCGCCGGUCCAUCCAGCAGGUCUACCUGGCCGUCAUGUGGCUGGCCAUGAGCUCCACCAUGUACAACCCCAUCAUCUACUGCUGCCUCAACGACAGGUUCCGGGUGGGAUUCAAGCACGCGUUCCGGUGGUGCCCAUGGGUCAGCGCCGGCGAGUACGAGGGACUGGAGCUGCGCUCAGCACGCUUCCUGCACACGCACAGCUCCGUGUCCAAGCUGAGCCGCAUGGACACCGCCACCGUGGCCUCGGCACUCGGCGCGGCCGACGAGGAGCCAGAUGAGCCCGGCCGGGCUGAGCGGCUCUCCCUGGACAUGACCUCCAACGGCUCCUCCCGCAGCGACUCCAAGACGGUCUCCGAGAGCUUCAGCUUCUACUCCAACACCCCCACCUAGGGAUGUCCCCUCAGUGCCACCUCGUGUCACCCACCCUGCUUGUGCUGUGCCAGUGUUUCCCGUGCUGUUUUCCUGUGUCUUUUCCUUGGGAUGAGUUCUGUGUGGGGCUGGACACCAGGAAUGUUUUCACUGCCUGGUUGGAGAUGGAGGGGGUGCAGGAACGGGACGGAGCCGGGUUUUUCUCUGGAAUUCCAACACUGGCUGGCGCUUCUGUGUUCUCUGUGGGGCAGGAGCGAUCUCUCAGUGCAUCCAACCCCAUGGAAAACGACCUCACCCUGCAUUUCCCAUCCUUCAUUUCAUUCUCCCCGCUCGAUAUCCAGGGGAAUCUUGAAUCCCAAAAAGGCUUUUUCCAGCUCCACAGGGAAUCAUCAGCUGCAGCACAGAUCCAAGACUUCCCACAUGGCCUUGGAUCAUCUCCAGUAUCCACAUCCCUCUCUGUAGUCUCUGUAGUCUCCUGCUGCUGCUCCAAACCCGCUCGUCAGAGCAGAGAUUCCCAAAGGAUCUCCUGAAGCAUCUCUGAAGGAUCUCCUGAAGUUCCUUCCUCAUUCCAGGAUUCUAGAAUUUAUUCCUCUCCUAAACCCUGCCCCAAAAUCCCACAUCCAAAGGAACUCCCGAACAUCUCCCGAAGGAUCUCCCAAAGGUUCUCUGAAGGAUCUCCUGAAGGUUCUCCCAAAGGAUGUCUGAAGGUUCUCCUGAAGGCACUCCCAAAGAAUCUGCCGAAGGAUCUCUGAGCUGAGCUGGGCUUUAGCUGCUGUUCCUCAACUGCCACAAGGAAUUCUGUGAUUCCCUAGAACUCCUCUUGGAUGGACUCCAGAAUGCCACGGAGCUCUGGAAAAGGAGAGACCACCCUAAAGUGAUUCCCACACCCUGGAAAUGGAUUCCAUCCCCAAAACAAGGUUGGAAGGAGAUCAGGAAUUCUCCAGAGCUGCUUUCACCCCCAGGGUUUGGAGAAUUCCCUUCCACCUCCUGGAUUUUGUUUUAAUCAGGGAUUUUUUUUUUUUUCUUUGCAAAAACCACGAGGUUUGUGAUGUGUGUAUGGAUUUAUGGAACAUUUCUGUUCGGAUGGACAAUUUUCCCUGGGCUUCUCCAAGUGGAUCAACUCUGCUUGUUGGGAACAAAGCCACAAAUCUGGGGACAAUCUGUGGGGAAUUCGCUCCCAGCUGCUGCUGCAAGUUCUCGUUCGGGGCGCGGAAAUCGGGCUCUGACAUGGAUUCACUGGAACACUGGAGAAAUGAGGGAUGAACUCCAGAGAAAUGUCCCAGUCCCUGCUCUGUUCCUAUCUCCUGGAUGGCUGAAUCCAGAGGCUUUUCCAGGAUUUUUAGGCAGCUCUCAGAUCAGGGAUUCAGUUCCCAAGCUGGGGAGUUCCUGUACCUCUUCCCUGGCAUCUGGACGGAAAAUCUGCAGAAGGAAAAUCACCUGGAAGGAAAAUCGGUGGAUAUACCCCGAAGCUCCGCUCCCACCCUUUGGAAGCACCCAGAAAACUCCCCCAUCCCAAAUCCCAACCCCAAAAUCUUUGGUUUGCUUUGUAUCCUGAAACAUAGAAAUUCCCAUUCUGACUGAACAGGAGCAGCAAAUCCCAAAUCCCUCACCAUCCACCCUCAGCAUCUGCUCCAAAAUCUGCCCCCAAAUCCAUCCCUAAAUCCACCCAUCCACGUGGGACUGUCCCUCCCCCAGAACCAAUCCAAUCUGGGGAAUUUUGCUGGAUUUGGGGAUUUUGCUGGGAUUCAAACAGGCCUGGUCCUGUUUUGGUUCUGUUUGACACAAAAACCCCGGUAGCCUCUGGAAGUUGCAGCCAAGGAUCCGGCGGCGCCUUUGGAAGCCACAGCCAAGGAUCCAUCCGGGAGCAAUUCCCAUUGUUUGGAGCAUUUUUCUGGGAUUGCCGUGGAUACAAGGCCUGCCCCGCCCAUCCUUGUCUUUAUUGUUGUUUUUAUUUUCUGUCCCUUGAGGGCUCCUCACGGCCACGUAUUCCAGGAUGGAAGCGCAGGAUCCGCUGUUUACGGAACAGUCCCACGGGGAAUGACGGGAUUCGGGUUUUUUGGGAUUUCCGUGUCCUUGCCGGAGCCCUGGUGUGAGGUCACAGAGCCCGGCCCAGGAGUUCCCAGGGUCUAUUUUCAAUUAAAGUCACCAUAAUCCAAAAAAAUUCCAAUUUUCAGCCUUCAGGGCCCACCAUGGGCCCUUCCAGCCUUCCCCUUUCCAGGAUUCUGGGAUUUAUUCCUCUCCUAAACCCUGCCCCAAAAUCCCAUGUCCAGCUGAAGAAUGGACACAACCAUUAUAAUGCAAAGUUUAGCAGGGGAAUCCCCCUUUUCCUUGGAAUAUCCAUGCCAAAUCCCAUUCCCACAGAAUAUCCAUCCCAAAUCCCAUCCCUGUGGAGUAUACACCCCAAACCCCUGUGAAAUAUCCAUCCUAAAUCUUAUUCCCACUGGAAUAUCCACCCCCAAACCCCAUUCUUCAGGAAUAUCCACCCCAAACUCAUUCCCACUGGAAUAUCCACCCCAAAUCUCCUUUCUGCUGGAAUAUCCACCCCAAAUCCCAUUCCUCUGCAGUAUCCAUCCCAAACCCCAUUCCAGCUGGAAUAUCCAUGCCAAAUCCCAUCCCUGUGGAAUAUCCACCCCAAAUCCCAUUCCUGUGACUCUGACAUCCCUGGGGAAUUCGGGAUUUGGGGUGGCAGCAGCUGGAGAGAGGGAACCCAGCUGUCCUUCCCAAAGCAUCUCAGGAUUGUCCCAGCAUGGAUUUUCAUGGAUAAAUGUUCCUUUGAUGUGGAGAAUGGUUUGUUAUCCCUUAAUGAGGCGAGGAGGGUUGAGAGGUGCAAAAGCUAAAAUUCCAUUAAAAAUGUGGAUGAUGAGUUUGGGGCACCCUCAGUGGGAGGGGUUUGCCCUGAAACAUCACCAAAACAAGAAAAGGGACAAUUCCCAAAAUUCCUCCUCCAAUUCAGGUCUGGGAGCACAACACUGAUUCCCAAAUUAGGGAAAAGGCUCCAAUCCCUCCUGGAGCAUGGGGAAGGCUCAGGAGCACUCUGUUCCCUGGGCAAUUCCCAGCAUUGGAUCCUGGCUCCCCUUCUCAGGCUGGCCUUCCCAGAUCCCACUGCUCUGCUGGGAAUGUGCAAUCUGUGCUUUUCCAAGCCUUUGGCACGCUGCUGGCAGAACAUUCCAGGUGGGAAUUGUGGGAGGCUGGCUGGAAUUCUGGAUUUUAAUCAAAGUGGAGUUCCCAGGCUUGGCUCUGUCCCACUCUGGCUGCUGGUUUUCCAUCAGCAAUGUCAUCCUGGAAAAAAGAGGGAAGGGAAAAACAUCCACAUGAUCCUGGCUGAGCUUCCCGUGAACGCUGGGCAGGAUCCUCCUUCCUGGUGGGAUUCAGAUCCCAAUGGAGCCAUUUCUUCAUUGGGAUCCUCCCUUCCUGGUGGGAUUCAGAUCCCAAUGGAGCCAUUUCUUCAUUGGGAUCCUCCCUUCCUGGUGGGAUUCAGAUCCCAAUGGAGCCAUUUCCUUCAUUGGGAUCAUUCCACCCCAGACAGAUUCAGGUCCCAAUGGAUCCAUCAGGAUCAUCCCUUCUUGGUGGGAUUUGGAUCCCAAUGGAGCCAUUUCCUUCACUGGGAUCAUCCCUUCCCAGUGGGAUUCAGAUCCCAAUGGAGCCAUUUCCUUCAUUGGGAUCAUCCCUUCAUGAUGGGAUUCAGAUCCCAAUGGAUCCAUUUCCUUCAUUGGGAUCAUCCCUUCCUGGCAGAUUUAGAUCCCAACAGAUCCACUGAGAUCAUCCCUUCCCAGCAGGAUUCAGAUCCCAACAGAUCCAUUGGGAUCAUCCCAUCCCCUCUCCAGGGCUGUCCCAAAUGGGGAAUUUCACCCCUACUCCAUAAAACAAGGCUGAGCCUUUACUGGGGACACAAAUCCCCGUCAGCCACACAAGUAAAGGGAAUUCCACAUUCCUGGUGCUUUGGGUUAUCCCUCCAUCUCCAGUUCCUUGGGAAACCCAAAAAAACCCCAAGUUUUGUCAGUUUUGGUGCUUUCUGAGCGGGAUCUGCAGCUUUGAUCGAGCCCAUCCCGCUGAAUUCCCGCUCUGGUUCAGCCUCAUUACCAUGGAUGCAUUCCAGCGUUUUGCAUAAAUGUUUGCUUAAUGCCGAGUCCGAAAUAUCCCAGAAAAUUAAAAAUAAAAAAAAUGGGAAUUGAAGGCA
This is a messenger RNA of Catharus ustulatus (Swainson's thrush), 5386 nucleotides long. RefSeq names its product tachykinin receptor 1 (gene TACR1). Lineage: Eukaryota; Metazoa; Chordata; Aves; Passeriformes; Turdidae. The record is from RefSeq and is a predicted model, not a curated record. Gene Ontology annotation, molecular function: substance P receptor activity. Gene Ontology annotation, biological process: G protein-coupled receptor signaling pathway; positive regulation of flagellated sperm motility. The transcript has 5 exons. Gene Ontology annotation, cellular component: plasma membrane; sperm midpiece. The coding region runs from base 1 to 1230 and encodes 409 amino acids.